GAUAAUAAUGAAAUUCAAUCAUCGCAAUGGGACAGACAAAAGACAAUGGAAUAUAAAACAAACAUUAUGGUAUCUUUUUGGAACAUUAUCUACUCAAGGUGGAGAUAUAGAUCAUAUAAAGAAAACCGCAUCUAGAAUAGCGGUAGGACUGUGGCUGCUGUGCUCCAGUGUUUUAGUUUAUAGUUACAGUGGAAUAUUGGUAUCAUUCUUGAGCGCUCCAGUACAAUUACCUUUACCGACAACAUUUCCCGAACUGGCGAAUGCAGUUAAAGCUGGAAAAUUGUCAUGCGGAGGUUAUAACAGAGGAGGAGUAAACAAAUUCAUACGGGAAUCGAAAGACGGUUGGAGAAAAAUCAUAAAAGAUCACAUAUUAGAAAAUGGUAAUUUCUUGGACGGAGACGACGAAGUAAUUUUUCGAUUAAAACAAGGAAAAUUCGCAUUUAUUUGCGAUAUAUACAGAAUUACGAAAAUGAGAAAAAGAAUAAGAGGAAAAUGGUACAUAUCUGACGAUGUUCUAGGAACUUUUUCUGUUGGUUACGUCGUCAGACGAACAUUUCCAGAUAGAAAGAACAUGAAUAAGUUAAUCAUCAGAAUAAUAGAGUCUGGAAUCAACGAUGUAACGUUUCCAAGAAACAGAAUUCCCGAUGAUGUAACUGAAUCAGAGGGGAAACCGCUAACUUUGGAGAACUUUUACGGACAUUUCUUUGUCCUCUCCAUUGGAUAUUUACUGGCGCUAAUUUCUUUUAUAAUAGAAAAAGUCGUUGGAAAAUUUAAAAAAUCAAAUUCGUUGCAUUCGGAAAAUCAAAGUACAGUACAUCCGGCAACUUUGAUUCCGCUUAAUUAAUUGUUGAAAUUUCAAAUCUUUAACACAACUUACUUCAUUAUGUUCACAAUUACUUCAAAACAACAUUAACUUCAAAUUGACUAAUAUUUCACCUUUCGAAUUAGUAUGACCUUUAACAUAAUUAUCAAUAUAUGAAUUUGUAUAACUAUCAAAAUCUUGAAAUUAUUUAUUUAUUUUGAAACUAUUUAACUUUAAAAAAUUAAAAAUCUCAAUAUAAGCUACACAGAAUUUCUUAAUCUCGAGUGAAUCUAAAAUUAAAAUAAAUCUAUUUCAUUAUCGAAACGACUUUCGAAGCAUGCCCGCUAUCUCUAUCUUAGCAGUUAUCUCUACGAUCCGGAAUUUUUUAUGUAAAAAGUUGACUAAUUUGAUGGCUGGAAUGGUGGACACUUUCUUUUAAAAUAGUAGAAAAUUG
Centruroides sculpturatus (bark scorpion) is the source of this 1256-nucleotide messenger RNA. RefSeq lists its product as uncharacterized. The record is from RefSeq and is a predicted model, not a curated record. The transcript has 4 exons. Gene Ontology annotation, cellular component: membrane. The coding region runs from base 8 to 844 and encodes 278 amino acids. Gene Ontology annotation, molecular function: ligand-gated monoatomic ion channel activity. NCBI's taxonomy places the organism in Eukaryota, Metazoa, Arthropoda, Arachnida, Scorpiones, Buthidae.